ACUUAAUUCCAAAAACCAAGUUUUAAAAAAUAUCCAUUAAUAAUCUAAUAAAGUAAUAACUUAUUAUUUAUGUCUGUUUGCGAGCAGGAGCAAUUACGUGCGCGGAGACUUCAGUGCGGGCAAAUCAAUGUUGAAAGAAAACACCGGUGACAUCCUCUUGGUGCCGAUCGUGGUCACCACUACCGACGUACAGGAUUUCGACUUCUCGAUUCCGAUUUUUAAAACGUGGUACGAACUCUACGCAAAGUAUACCGUCAACCGGGCCACUUCGCUGUCGUACUUGGAGACUUGGAGUCCGGAAGUAUGGGCUGCGUUCUUGUUGACGAUGUUCGUGAUCGUCGUGUGCCUGUGGCUGGUCGUGAAAAUCAGACAUAUAAUGCCGCCGUCGGCAGACGACGUACACGUGCAGCAGGUACAGUUGCAGCAGCCACCGGCCAUCGAAUCUCCCAGCCUGAUAUCCUAUUUCUUCGUCGUAUGGGGAUCGAUUUGCAGUCAAGGACUUCAAACCGUCAACAUCAACGCCUGUUCCGUGCGCGUCGUAUCCUGGGUCACGUUACUGUUCGGGCUGUGCAUCAGCACGUCGUACUCGGCCGUGCUGUUCUCCCGGUUGACCGUCGACAAGUCCGACCUGGUCAUACCGUCGUUGGACUCGGUGUCCAGGAUGCGGACGCACGUGCUGUGCGUGCGGCGCAACAGCUUUGGAUACCUGCUGUUCAAAGCGAACGAGACGGAUGCGUUCAUCAUGGAACGGUGGCUGGGAGUGGUGAAUGAGCCACCUUGCCCCCAGUACGAGUUCGGCGACAUCGAGGUGAUGGCCAAGUCGGUGUGCACCCAUCAGACCAUAUUGGUGUUGGAGACGCCCAUGGUGAUGGCCAGGGCUAUGAGCCACCAGAACGGGUGCCGAGUCAUGUCGGUGGCCGGUCGUCACGCGGUCGCUUACGCAUCGGUGUUGACGGCCAAGGGGUCGCCGUACACCCCACCGAUAAACGAGAUAAUGGUGUCACUGCUCACCAACGGAGUGGUGGACUACUUGCAAAAGAAAUGGCUGUCUCGGGAGUUUCGCGACUGGACGUUCACUGAAGCCGACAGCAUCGGAGUGACCAUCGGUCACGUUCGCGGGCUGCUCGUCGUCCUCGGCCUGUCCGUCGUCGUCGCCGCCGCCGUCAUGUUCGCCGAACUGGUCACCGCCGGAGCGAACCGUUCCGUCGACCCGGUUCCGUUUCGUAACGUUGACCACCGCAACUACGGCCAGAGCAGCGGUCGCGUAACCCCUUACCGCGGUGCCCGUUGGCGAAAAUCGUGGGGCCGCUAAGGGCGCAAUUUUCUGCGAUAUGACAACUGUCGAGUAUUGAAGUAUCCACCAGUGACAAAUGAUAUUGCGUACGAAUGCGACGAAUACAGUUUACUAGGUAGUAAUGGAAUACCGCCUGUAAGACGUAGUCAUGAUAAUAUUAUACUGGCAUCUAUUGUCUUCACUGGCCCACUAGGUUAAUUAAUGUUUUGAAAAUAAUAUAUUAAUCAUAAUAUUGUUUUCAUUUAGUUUUAAUUGUUUUUAAUUUAUUGAAUUAAUAAAAUU
This is a messenger RNA of Acyrthosiphon pisum (pea aphid), 1576 nucleotides long. RefSeq lists its product as uncharacterized. The transcript is spliced from 7 exons. NCBI's taxonomy places the organism in Eukaryota, Metazoa, Arthropoda, Insecta, Hemiptera, Aphididae. Gene Ontology annotation, cellular component: membrane. Bases 128 to 1312 code for a protein of 394 amino acids. The record is from RefSeq and is a predicted model, not a curated record. Gene Ontology annotation, molecular function: ligand-gated monoatomic ion channel activity.